Molecule: messenger RNA, 726 nt
Organism: Sodiomyces alkalinus F11
Lineage: Eukaryota; Fungi; Ascomycota; Sordariomycetes; Glomerellales; Plectosphaerellaceae
Exons: 7
Coding region: 1-726 (241 amino acids)
Source: RefSeq, a predicted model, not a curated record
AUGCACGCCUUUGAGAUGAAACAAAGCGAGACGACACAAGAGUCCAAUACCGAAAGGGCUCGUCCAGGAGCAAAAGAAAACGAAUGGAAUGGAAUAGACGGCCCCCAGGGCAGCGGCCGGGCAAAAAGGGAGAAAGAAAGGGUAAAUGCUUCACCAGAAGCACAAACAGGCAAGAGCCCGUCAAGUCUCGAGUCUCAAAGCCCACAUCUGAAGAAGGCAGCGGAGCCAAGGGAAGAGGCCCAACCGCCGGACUGGGGGAUUCGCGAUCCGUGGGUGCGGAUGACCGUCCAAGAGUUUUUGGUUCCAUUACGGGUCUCAAGCCGGGGAAUUUUCCUCGUCCCGUUGGCCGGAACGAUCACCGAGACCCCAUGGACCAUGACAGCGGCUCACGAUGAUGCCGACGGAGACAGGAUGGAUGAGGCUGUGUUCUCCGUGUUACACGAUGAAACGGCCCCGGUGGGAGCCAAGUCCGAGAGGCGUCUCACGAUGCAGGAUGCAAGAUGCCUGAACUCGUUGAACCCCGGUCGAGUCACUGAAGAUCGGCUGGGCCACAAUCCGCCGGCAGCUAUAUACCCUUGCUCCGUCGUUGAGUCUGAGAAAAGAUGGGAUGCGAUCCUUCAGUUCAGAGACAUGCUGAGUAGCAGCAAAUGGCCGGCAUCAACCACUGAAUUCGAGGAGGACGGGAAGAACAAGAUCACUGACGAUCGGUCUAGUCAAAUCCCAUGA